AUGCUCGACGAAGGCGCUGAUUGGUUGCACGUCGACAUCAUGGACGGACAUUUCGUCCCUAAUUUGACCAUCGGUCCUCCCGUGGUGGCGGAUUUGGCGAAACGCGUCGGCCCGCGCGACGCGUUCUUCGAUUGUCACUUGAGCGUGAGCAAUCCUGCGACGCUCGUUCCCGCGCUCGCCGCCGCCGGUGCGUCGAGCGUGACGUUCCAUAUCGAAGUUGUCAGCGGUACCGCCGCAGAGGAGCUCUGCAAAACCAUUCGAUCGCUCGGCAUGCGCGCCGCCGUGGCGUGCAAACCGUCCACGCCGUGCGACGAAGACGGCGGCGUGUACGAGCUCGUCGACGCCGGUCUCGUCGACAUGGUCCUGUGCUUGUCCGUCGAACCCGGGUUCGGUGGUCAAAAGUUCAACCCCGCGGUGUGUGACAAAGUCUCCGCCCUCCGCGCGAGGUAUCCAGACUUGGACAUUCAAAUGGACGGCGGCGUCAAUCCGAGCACCGCCGAGCUCUGCGCGCGCGCCGGCGCCAACGUCCUCGUCGCCGGCAGCGCCGUCUUCGGCGCCGCCAAUCCCGCGCAGGUGAUUUCGCAACUUCGACAGUCCAUCCUGAACGCGUCCUGA
Molecule: messenger RNA, 615 nt
Organism: Ostreococcus lucimarinus CCE9901
Lineage: Eukaryota; Viridiplantae; Chlorophyta; Mamiellophyceae; Mamiellales; Bathycoccaceae
Exons: 1
Coding region: 1-615 (204 amino acids)
Biological process (GO): pentose-phosphate shunt, non-oxidative branch; carbohydrate metabolic process
Cellular component (GO): cytosol
Molecular function (GO): D-ribulose-phosphate 3-epimerase activity; metal ion binding
Source: RefSeq, a predicted model, not a curated record